Hermetia illucens (black soldier fly) is the source of this 725-nucleotide messenger RNA. RefSeq lists its product as uncharacterized. Bases 366 to 725 code for a protein of 119 amino acids. The record is from RefSeq and is a predicted model, not a curated record. The transcript is spliced from 4 exons. Lineage: Eukaryota; Metazoa; Arthropoda; Insecta; Diptera; Stratiomyidae.
UGCUCACAAGAAAUACACACAGAUAUGAUCACCUCAAGUGACUUACACCGAAAUGGAUCCUCAGAUGAACGAUAUUUUCCCUAUAAUCUGACAAAGAUAAAUCACAUUAAAAAUGCACAGUGGCACCACUGUCUGCCAUUUGAAGGACUAAUUUGCGCUAAAGUUUCCGCAAAAUUGAAGAGCUAUUAAUUAUAAUAGAAUGCGUGUGUAUUAUUAACGAAUGCAAAUGCAACAACACUGAUUUUAUGGAUAACAUGGAUAAGAUACAGGUGCGCAGACGUAUUUGAUUGAUUGAGAUCAAUUUAAAUACGACUGCACAGUGGAGUUCAGGUGCUGUGGUAUGCUAAGUAAUACAGUCCAUACGCAUGCAUAUAUUACUUUGGGAAAUUUUCAAGAGCAUUUCCAAGCUUGGCAAGGUUUACGGCAUCAACUAUUAUACAAAUCAUAUGAGUCCAACAAGUCACAAUAAUGGAUUGCUUCAACAGAAAAAUAUUCUUCUCCCUCAAUAUGCCCAGAAAAAGGAUAUGACAAGUUCAAGUAAAGCAAAUCAACCAAAAGAUAUGGUGAAAAUCAGUAAUCAGCUGCAUUCACAACUAGAUGGUUUGAUACGUUUCACUCGAAGACAGGAUCCGCUGAGUAUUGCCGAUUGGUUUGAUGGAAGACUGGAUUGCGAGAGCUUUUCGCCGUUUCCCUUUGAGUUCAUUAUAGUUUCUGUAAUUGCUUAA